CUCAGACAGAAGCAAAGACACAGACGACUCAGCUGGACCUGCAAGCAAGCCUGAGAGACAACAGACAUCAUGCUGAACCUGAAGAGCCCCAUCAUUCUGACUACCUGCCUCCUGCUUCUAUCUGCUUUCGCUCUGCAGACAUAUGCCAACACAUUUAAUCCAGAAGAAUGCUGCUUCAAAUUCCUUUCAAACUCAAUACCAGCAAGAAGGGUGAAGCUCAUCAGACCCACGGAUCCGCUGUGUCCCAUGGAGGGUGUGAUUAUUAGAGUGAAGAAAGGGAACGAAUACUGUGCUGACCCGUCGCAGGAGUGGGUGAAACAGCUCAUCGAAGUCAAGGGGUUGAAAAGCACCAAAAGAGAGAACAACACCACCGUCACAGCAUCCCAGUAAUCUCUACCCUAACUUCUCACUGCCCAAUGAGCCAAGCUGAAUUGGAAGUGGAAACAUUUACCUUAAGCUCUGUCUACCGUACACUGAAAAUUUCCUUUAAUAUAUACUUUUCAAUAAAUGCAAAAAU
Molecule: messenger RNA, 517 nt
Organism: Cyprinodon variegatus (sheepshead minnow)
Lineage: Eukaryota; Metazoa; Chordata; Actinopteri; Cyprinodontiformes; Cyprinodontidae
Product: C-C motif chemokine 13-like
Exons: 3
Coding region: 70-390 (106 amino acids)
Biological process (GO): monocyte chemotaxis; cellular response to tumor necrosis factor; chemokine-mediated signaling pathway
Cellular component (GO): extracellular region
Molecular function (GO): CCR chemokine receptor binding; chemokine activity
Source: RefSeq, a predicted model, not a curated record